CGUGGGAGGAUCUUAACCAAGUCUAGAGUGAUACGAUCUGCUUUACAUUUUUAAAAGGGCACUUUGACCACUGUGGAAGUUGAAUGGAGGGAGAUGAGUCCAAACAGUGAGGCUGGCCAGCACUUUCUGCAAUAGUCAAGAGAUGAUGGUUGCUUGGAUUAGAGCAGUAGACAUGGAGAUGAUACACAGUAUCUUUGGAAAGUGGAGCUCUCAGGGCUUCUGAUAAACUGGAUAGGGGGUUAGGAGAGACAUGAAAGGUAACUGCCUUGAGACACUGGAUGAAUGGUGGUGUUAUUUACUGGGAUGGGGAAGACUUUGGCAAAGAACAAAUUUCAGGGCUAGGGGAACCAUUGAAGACAUGUAGAUGUUGAGUUUGAAAUAGCUGUUGAAAUGGCUAAGUAAGUAUGUUAAGGAAGGAGGCAGAUGGAUAUAUAAAUCUAGAACCAGGGGAGAAAUCGGGGCUGGAGGUAUAAAUCUGGGAGUCAUUAACAUAUAGAUGGCAUUCAGAUCCAUGGGAGAUCACCAUGAAAUAACAUGGAAGAGGAGAGAAGAGGUCCAGUCCCAGGAAUACACCAGUAUUUAAAGGCCCAGUACAGAAAUAGUAAUGAACAAAAAGAUCAAAGAAGGAGGAACUAGUAAAGCAUUUCGUCCCCUGGAAGCCUAGAGCACAAAUGCUUCAAGGAGAUAAUGAUCAAUUGUGUCAAAGUUGCUACUGUAGGAUGGUCAUUGGAUUUUACUUGAUGGAGGGUAAAUGACUGAGUCAUUAUUACAAUGAAGAUAGAAGCCUGAGUGGAUUGGGACUGAAGAGGAAAGGGAAGGUGAAUGGAGAAGGUGAGUACAGGUAAUUCCAAUCCUCGUGUUUUGCAAAGACAUAAGGGAAAGGGGAAUGAAGUAAAAGGAGAGUUUUUUGUUUUUUUUUUCGAGAUAGGGACACACUAGGUCAUGAUGAAGGAAACCGUCAGCAGAGCAGAAAAAGGCCUUUGCUUGGAGAAGAGGCAUUCUUCCUCUCAAAUAGGAGGGAAGGCAGAGACUCUUAAGUAGACAUGCAGGUAGGCAACGAUCUGGGAAAAUAAAGGUCUAGAGCGAUUCCCUAUUCAGUAGGGUUGUUUCUAGCAUUAGAUCUCACCCAAGCAGGCGGGGGCUGGGGAUCUGGCGAAGGUGCUUAAGCCCCACCCCGCGUGAGGAAACACAGGUCGUCCCUGCGCACGCGCGUUGCCCGUUUCCGCCAAGAGGGGGCGCGCGCGGCCUCAGAGGUAGCUGGUGUUGAGAGGCCGUUCCGGCCUCCACAGCCCCACGGGGUCUGGGACUGGCCGGCGGCGGCUGGAGGCCCCCUAGGGAGACCGCUUGCGGCGAGGGGGCGGGGGGUGGGGACGACGAGAUGGAGGACAUAACGAGUGAGCUGCAGUCUCUGCGGGAGGAGAUUUCUCUGUUAGAGCGUGAAAAAGAAAGUGAACUUAAGGAAGUAGAACAGGAGUUGCACUUGGCCCAGGCUGAGAUCCAGAAUCUGCGGCAAGCAGCAGAGGAUUCUGCAACUGAACAUGAGAGUGACAUAGCAUCCCUGCAGGAGGAUCUCUGCCGGGCGCAGAGUGAACUCGAAGACAUGGAGCGCAUUCGGGGAGAGUAUGAGAUGGAGAUCACCACCCUCCGUGCAGAGAUGGAAAUGAAGAGCUCUGACCCAUCCAAUAGUUUAAGUGCCUCAGAUUUCUCUGAGUUGCAAGAAGAAUUGCAGCAACUGCAGGAACGCUACCACUUCCUGAACGAGGAGUACCAGGCCCUGCAGGAGAGCAACAGCAGCCUCACAGGGCAGCUUGCAGAUCUGGAGAGUGAGAGGACACGGAGAGCAACAGAAAAGUGGCUGGAGUCCCAAACAGUAAGGAAUAUGAUAUCAGCAGGGUCUCAGACUUCGGAAAUGGAUUUCCUAGAACCUGAUCCUAAAACCCAGUUGUUGAGACAGCAGCUGCUGGAAGCUGAGGAGCAGAUGCAGGACAUGCAGAAUAAGUGUAAGGAAUUAUGUUGUGAGUUGCAAGAGCUACAUCAGCAUCGCCAGGCCAGCGAGGAGGAGCAGAAGCAGCUGCAGAGGGAGCUCAAGUGUGCCCAGAAUGAGGUGCUUCGGUUUCAGACUUCCCACAAUGUCACUGAGAAUGAGGAGUUGAAGUCCAGACUCUGUGCCCUGCAGCAGAAGUAUGAUACUAGCCAAAGUGAGCAGAGUGAGCUCUUGAAGGUCCAACUGCAACUUCAGACCGAGCUCCAGCAGCUCAAAGUCAUGAGACACCCAGCUGUAGAGAGCCAGAGUGAAAAGGAGUCACAGUGCCGGCUACAGAAGCUGCAGCUCCAGUACCAGCACAUCGUGUGUGAGAAGGAUAAGCUGCUGCAUGUGCAGCAGCAGCUGCAGGACAGCCUGCAGUACCACAAGGCCGAGGUGCAGCACCUCAGGGACACGGUGGCCUCCCUCCAGGACAGCAGUGAGAAGAAUGCAGAGUUGCAUGCCCAGCUCCAGGAGAUGAAGUGGCUGUACCACAGCAGCAAGGAUGAGCUGGAGCGGCAGAAGCACGCGUAUGAUCAACUUGAACAGGACUUCCUGCUUUGCCAGCAAGAGUUGAAGGAACUCAAGACCACUGAGCCCAUCCUAGAGGACAAGGGAAAGUGUGCUAAUAAGUGUGAUACCCUGCUAUACAGACUGACAGAAUUGCAGGACAAGUACAAAGCCAGCCAGAAGGAGAUGGGGCAGCUACAAGUGGAGCAGUGUGAGCUCCUGGAGAAUCAGAGGAGGAAGCAGGAGGAGCAGGGCCAGCUGCAAGAAGAGCUGCACAGGCUCUCGUUCCCACUACCCAAGUCUGGGCUCUUCCGUAAGAGUCAGGAGCUUCUGACAAAGUUACAGGAUCUCUGGGAACUACAGCUACUCUACCAAGGAAUGCAAGAGGAGCAGAAAAAAGUGAUACACAAUCAAGAAAGCGUAUUAAAAGAACAAUCAGAGCUGCACAGAGAGCUGCACCUUUUCAAAGUAUCUCGUUUCCGAGAAGUGUUGGAGAAUCCUGAGGAUUCCAAAUCACCUAAGUCUUCAAAAUGUGGUCAAAAUAAGUCCAAGAUGAUCAUCACCCAGAUGCAGGCCCUACAGGAGCUGUACGAGGCCAGCCAGACUGAGCAGGAGCUGUUGCAGCAGGAGCAGGGGCGGCUCCUCGAGGAGCGGGCGAGGCUGCAGGCCGACUUGCAGCUCUGCAUGGAAGAAAUGCAGCUGCUCCAGGUCCAGGCCCCUUCUAUGAAAGUGAGCCUUGAGUCCUACAAGAGGUCCUAUGGUAGCAUGGCCACCAGCAGUGAGAAGUGUCACAGUAGUUCCUGUAGCAGCACUGGUGAUGAGAGCUGCCACAGGAGCUAUGGCAGUGGCAGCAGUGCCUGCGAGGCCCAGAGCAGCAGCAGCAGCGGCUCUGACGCCUGUUGCAGGAGUCAUGGUGGCAGCGGCGGCUCUGACACCUGUUGCAGGAGCCAUGGCAACAGCAGCAGCACUGACGACAGACCUGCUGAGCCUGAAGACAUGGAGCACUUUGAAGACACAGUGGCCAAGGUGCUGUGCCAGCUGCAGGGAGUGCAGGCCGAGUACCAGCUCAGCCAGGAGGAGAAUGGGCUGCUGCAGGAGCGCAUGGGAAAGCUUCUGGGCAAGCAGAAGUUGCUGAAGGAAGAAUUGGACACGUGCGAAAAGGAAUUCAAGGAGUUCAUGAGAAGCCUUGAGAAGCCUGUUGCCUCCCAAAAUGACAAGAAUGAGAUCAAAGAGCUGCAGGCCAAGCUGCGGGAGCUGCAGCUGCAAUAUCAGGCCAGCAUGGACGAGCAGGGGCAGCUUCUGGCAGUGCAGGAGCAGCUGGAGGGGCAGCUUCAGUGCUGCCAGGAGGAGCUUCGCCAGCUCCGGGAAGAGAAGUCUGUCACCAAAGAAACCAAAGGAGAGACUGGCAAUAAGAAUAUGAACAAGAAUGCUAAUGGGGUUAAAAAUAAAAAGGUGACCAAGCCAAGCCUGGACAGUCAGGAAGACAGUUGUGAGACUGGAAAGAGUCUGGAGGUGGUAUUGUACUACAAGGCUGACUCUGCGGACUUAGAUGGUCUAACAAAAGAGGAAAUUGAGGAAGGAAAGGAGGACAUCAAAAUGGGAACAAAGGAGGAGUGCUGGGAUGAACUAGCUUCUGAGCCAUCAGACCUGCCAGGGAUGAAGUCCAUAGAAGAUCAGGAGGGACAUGGGAAGUCCCAAGACCAGGACGACAAGAAAGAAGACAACAAAGAUGAGGAUAACAGUGACUCUUGUCCUGAAGCUUCAGAGGAAAACAACCCCCUCAAACUUUCUAAGAACAAAAAGAACAUGUCUGGGAUGUGGAAGCCUAUGGUGUUCUUGGCAAUUGCGGCUGUGGCUCUGUAUGUGUUACCCCACAUGCGACUGCACGAGACAGGGGUCUACCUCACGGAGUGAUGGCAGACCUGGGCCAGCCGAGGGGCGGAUCCCCAGUGCAUUACCCUCAACUUUGGGCAGGACACACUGUACCAGAGCCCCUGCCAUCCAUAUGCCCCAUGUGUCCCCAUUUCCUUAGCCUCUGUCACCCAGGCUAGAAAGGCUUAUGGGGAGCUGCUGGCUGCCAUCUCCUGCCUUGUAUAAGAACCUGGGUUCAUUGUAAUUAAAUAUCAACCUAAUUACAUGAGA
This is a messenger RNA of Manis pentadactyla (Chinese pangolin), 4675 nucleotides long. RefSeq names its product coiled-coil domain containing 136 (gene CCDC136). Gene Ontology annotation, cellular component: acrosomal membrane. The record is from RefSeq and is a predicted model, not a curated record. Lineage: Eukaryota; Metazoa; Chordata; Mammalia; Pholidota; Manidae. Gene Ontology annotation, biological process: acrosome assembly; single fertilization. Bases 1379 to 4447 code for a protein of 1022 amino acids. The transcript has 15 exons.